UUACUAGUCGCUAGAAAUGAGCAAAAGCAAAGAGUAGACGGAGAGAUUUUUAGGGUUUCGAAACAAGAGCGAUGGCCGAUGAGGCAUUUGGCGGGUCUGACGAGUCUGCAUUUAUAAGUGCGUCUGGUAGCUACUUAGACAUAGUUUGCAACGAUGCCUGGGAUGUUAAAAUUGAUCCGUGGUCCAUGCGUCGAGUAUCUGUCAAGAUGUCUGACAUUAUUGAUAAAACAUAUGAAGCAUCCGAUAACGAAAGCGAUUAUACCGUGGAUGUCUCUAGCAACAUCAUGAGGAAGGUUGUUACCUAUUGCGUGAAGCGCAACUAUCAGUCCGAAGACGAUCCCGAUAAACCCUUCUCCACUGAGGAUGAGAAGUGGAUCCGCGAGGAAUUCAGCAAAGAAAAAGAUCCUAAGAAGCUCUUCGACCUUUACAAGGCUUCGGUUUACCUUGGAUUCCCACACCUACGUGAUCUGAUCAGAACGAUCGGGAUGGAGAACGAGAUAUUCCAGCGUUGUUUAGGAGAUAAUACAGACCGCAUACGCAAGGAAAAGGAGAAUGAAAGCUUUCUUGCAACUCAUCAGAAAAUACUGAGUUCGGUGGUUUUACCAAAACUUGAUAACCAAUCCCUGGUUCGUUUCGGGGCUUUGUGCAAGGGCGCCUCCAAAGUCGCUGAGCCCCUGAUCAUUUCCCGCGGCAUCUUUUUGAACCAUUUGAUCCCAGAGCUCAACCAAUACCGCCACAAUCAUAUCCGCCUGGAGACACAGGUUAUCUUGGUCAGCUCUGAUGGGGUUAACUUUCCCAUUACCGAAAGAGCUGCUCUUGAAUCAACUGUUUUACGUGUUUUGAUUGCGGAAAACUAUGAGCAUCUCCCAACUCGUCAUGCUCCCAAGAAACAGCAGAUCACCCACACUGUGCGCAUCAACAACAAGAUUCUCACGGAAGUCAUUGCCUUCUGUAAUUUAGCUUCUACAAACAAAGAUGAGGCUAUGGUGUGGGUAAUUAAGUCUCUCGAUUCAUCUAGCAAAUCUACACUUGGUCUCAUCAAGGCUGCGCAAGAGCUACAGAUUGACGGGCUUCUUGACUGGAUAGCUGAUGAAAUAGCUACUAAAUUGAAGGCCCAAACAGUUGCACGGAUCUGUCAGACUUUGGGCUUAGAAAAUGAAGAAAGUGAAGAGGAGUACGAGCAAGUAGUAGGCUUAUGCUAUAACAGCGAGGAGGAGGAAGAAGAAAGCGAGAAGGAGGAGGACGACAAGGACGAGGAUGAAGAAGAAGAUGAGGUAUCUGAAGAGUCUCCAAAAUCUGACGAUUCUGCAAAAUGAGUUCAUCUAGACUUAAUCGCAAGAUUAGAGAGAUCGGUUGACUAUCUGCAAAUCCCUCUCUUUAAUCUCUCUGUUUAAUGUCUUGGUACUGCUUUUUUAAGUCUCUGCUUGUAGUUGACAUUAAAAUGUGAGGAGUUAUUGCUUCUGCUCUUUUAAGUUUCUGCAUGUUGUUGACAUUAGUUAUUGACUUAUUGUCUUUAAAAAAAUGACUAUUAACACGAUUAAUAUCUUCUUUGUUGU
Arabidopsis lyrata subsp. lyrata is the source of this 1556-nucleotide messenger RNA. RefSeq lists its product as uncharacterized. Gene Ontology annotation, molecular function: cullin family protein binding. NCBI's taxonomy places the organism in Eukaryota, Viridiplantae, Streptophyta, Magnoliopsida, Brassicales, Brassicaceae. Bases 72 to 1316 code for a protein of 414 amino acids. Gene Ontology annotation, biological process: SCF-dependent proteasomal ubiquitin-dependent protein catabolic process. The record is from RefSeq and is a predicted model, not a curated record. Gene Ontology annotation, cellular component: cytoplasm; nucleus. The transcript has 4 exons.